UUCAACCUAAAACCCUUCUCCUGCCCACACGUCACCAUUGUACCAGACAUGAUGACGAGAACAUGCGACUCAUUCUGCACAAUCAAAUCAAAGGCCAUUCAAGUCAGACGCCCCAAUAAUGAAACUCGUCCUUGAUGUUAUAUAUAUGAUCUCAGUAUGAGCUCUUUGGCUUAUUCCCAUUGUGAGUCAUGCCAAUGAUACCUGAAGGAUGGAGCAAGUGAUGAGGUCUUUUCUUGUCUGACUUGUUUUUUUCCAGAUGUUCUGUCCGUCUUGGCUUUUGGCUGCAGCGGUCUUGUGUUUUCACAGUCCACAUGUAGACGGUGGCAGAUGCUCGAGUUUGAUAGACUGCAUGGACCUUGAAUCCAAUGAGCACAAAUUGCAGUGUCUCAGACAGUGCAGAUCGGACCGAGAAUCUACCAAAAACAUCAAAGUUUCAUCUGAACAUCAGAGCAGUGAAGAACAGGUAGAGGAGCAGAGUCUGAGCUUGGGUUUGCUUUUAUCAGCUCUGUCUCCCGACUCCAUCGAGCUCCAAAACCCCACGGUAGAAGCUCCACACGGGGACGAGAGGCGGUCGUACUCCAUGGAGCACUUCAGAUGGGGCAAACCCAUGGGCCGCAAACGUAGACCCGUAAAAGUGUUGACCAACGGGGCUCUGGAGGAAGAGCCGGAGGAGUCUGAGGAGAGCGUCCGUGUGGAACGAGGACAGAGCGGCACCCUGGAGGUUCAACACAGGAACAACGUCAAAAACAACGGAAGGUAUCGCAUGACCCACUUCCGCUGGAACGCACCGCCGGACAAACGAUAUGGAGGAUUCAUGAGGCCGUAUUCAGAUGAAUCCCACAAACCCCUGAUCACACUCAUACGAAAUGUCAUCGGAAAUGGACAGCAGUUCACAGAUUAAACUAAAGGAGGAGAGCAUGGACAUAAUGUUAACAUU
Molecule: messenger RNA, 937 nt
Organism: Danio aesculapii
Lineage: Eukaryota; Metazoa; Chordata; Actinopteri; Cypriniformes; Danionidae
Gene: pomcb
Product: proopiomelanocortin b
Exons: 2
Coding region: 257-901 (214 amino acids)
Biological process (GO): neuropeptide signaling pathway
Cellular component (GO): extracellular region
Molecular function (GO): neuropeptide hormone activity
Source: RefSeq, a predicted model, not a curated record